CACAAACAGAAUGGAGAAGCAGAGUGAAGUGGUGGUGUUUGGGAUGUGGAAUAGCCCCUACACCACCAGAGUUGCACUCGCCCUUAAACUUAAGGGCAUACCCUACGAGUACAUAGAGGAAGAUUUAGCAAACAAGAGUGAACUGCUGCUCCAAUCCAAUCCAGUCCACAAGAAAGUACCUGUACUGGUGCACAACGGCAAAUCCAUCGCGGAAUCGCUCGUCAUUCUCGAAUACAUCGACGAAUACUGGAACAACACUCCCAAACUGUUACCAGAGGAUCCUUAUCAGAGAGCCAAAGUUCGUUUCUGGGCCAAUUUUCAUGAUCAGAAGCUCAUGCCAGGUGGCUUACAUUGCAUUAUGUCAAAGGGCAAAGAGCAAGAGAAGGCCAUAGAAGAUUACUAUGGGUUGCUUAAGGUGUUUGAAGACGGUACUGAGAGGGAUUUUCAACAGAAACCUCCUUUCUUCAAUGGCGACACCCUUGGGUUUCUUGACAUUGUGGUAGGAUCAAGUUCUUGCAACUACAAAGCUUUUGCCGAGGCCUUCGGUUCGAGUAUCGAUCCAGAAAAGCACCCAGCAUUUUUAUCCUGGCUGUCUGCUCUGUUAGACUGUCCUCUGAUGAAGGAGACACUCCCACCCCAUGACAAGGUUGUUGCAAGGUUGAGAGAGAAGUUUUCCCUGUCUCCUAAAGUUGAUUAGUAGGGGAAACUAAAUUAAAGAGACACUGAUUUGGUUCUAUCAAUGUAUGCAUAUGCCAAUGAAUAAUCUGUUUUAAAAAGAGUAAAAAGUAAUAUGCAUGUUUGUGAACAAAUAUAUUAAUGUCUGUUCGUGCAAUGAUCAUAAAUCACAAGAGCCAAUAAAUAUUUACAUUA
Molecule: messenger RNA, 870 nt
Organism: Cornus florida
Lineage: Eukaryota; Viridiplantae; Streptophyta; Magnoliopsida; Cornales; Cornaceae
Product: glutathione S-transferase U10-like
Exons: 2
Coding region: 11-697 (228 amino acids)
Biological process (GO): glutathione metabolic process
Cellular component (GO): cytoplasm
Molecular function (GO): glutathione transferase activity
Source: RefSeq, a predicted model, not a curated record